CUGAAAUCAGAUUUAGACAAGCAGGAUGGCAACCUAAAAUACAUUUUGACUGGGGAGGGAGCUGGAAGCAUUUUUUUCAUUAAUGAAAGUACUGGCAAAAUUUAUGUGACACAAAAGCUGGAUCGAGAAGAGAAGCCGUUCUACACUCUAAGAGCACAAGCAAUUAACAAGAGCACUCAGCUUCCUGUUGAACCUGAAUCAGAAUUUAUUAUCAAGGUUCGAGAUAUCAAUGACCAUGAACCACAGUUCUUGAAUGGACCUUAUGUGGCCACUAUUCCAGAGAUGUCACCUGAAGGUACUUCAGUUAUACAGGUAACAGCUACAGAUGGUGAUGAUCCUUCUCAUGGGAAUAGUGCCCGUCUGCUUUAUAGUCUCAUUCAGGGCCAGCCUUAUUUCUCUGUGGAACCAAAGACAGGGGUCAUCAGAAUGGCUUCCCAGAUGGAUAGAGAAACAAAAGAUCAGUAUUUGGUCAUCAUCCAAGCCAAAGAUAUGGUUGGGCAACCAGGGGCAUUGUCAGCAACAGCCACUGUUACCAUCAACCUCUCUGACAUAAAUGACAAUCCACCUAAAUUUCAACAGCGACUCUACUAUAUGAGUAUCUCUGAAGAGGCUCCUGUGGGUGCUACUGUAGGCAAAGUCUUCGCAGAAGACAGUGACAUAGGGGAGAAUGCAGCCAUGGAUUAUUUCAUUGAAGGAGAUAACUCAGAUGUUUUUGACAUCAUUACGAACAAUGAGACUCAAGAAGGAAUUAUCUUAUUAAAAAAGAGAGUGGAUUAUGAGAACAAGAGGAGGUAUAGUAUUCAAGCAAAAGUUGUCAACAGGUACAUUGAUGACCGUUUUCUGCAAGAAGGACCGUUUGAAGACAAAACCAUUGUCAAAAUCAAUGUGGAAGAUGCUGAUGAGCCUCCAGUUUUCACUUUGGAGAACUAUGUGAUGGAGAUUGUUGAAGGGUCUAUGAAUGGCUCACUGGUGGGUGUUGUAACUGCUAGAGAUCCAGACAGUGAUCACAGCCCAGUCAG
This is a messenger RNA of Apaloderma vittatum (bar-tailed trogon), 1019 nucleotides long. Its product is annotated as cadherin-19-like. Gene Ontology annotation, biological process: adherens junction organization; multicellular organism development; homophilic cell-cell adhesion. Gene Ontology annotation, cellular component: adherens junction; catenin complex; plasma membrane. Gene Ontology annotation, molecular function: cadherin binding; calcium ion binding. Lineage: Eukaryota; Metazoa; Chordata; Aves; Trogoniformes; Trogonidae. The annotation marks the transcript as partial. The record is from RefSeq and is a predicted model, not a curated record. The transcript has 5 exons.